AUGUUGUCUAAGAAAGCUAGUUGUGAUCAGUCACACGGCCAAGACUCUCCCUACUUCUUGGGGUGGCAGGAAUAUGAGAAGAAUUCUUAUCAUGAAGUUCAAAAUAGUACCGGAAUCAUUCAAAUGGGCCUAGCAGAAAACCAGCUUUCGUUCGAUCUUCUCGAGUCAUGGCUUGAAAGCAAUUCGGAUGUGCUGGCGUUGGAGCGAAAGGGAAGAUCUGUAUUCAGAGAACUGGCUCUCUUCCAAGACUAUCAUGGCUUUCCUGAUCUCAAGAAUAGAUUGGUGGAGUUCAUGGCAAAAUUAAGAGGGUAUAAAGUAGAGUUUGACCCUAACAAGCUCGUGCUUUCCGCCGGCGCAACUUCUGCGAAUGAGAUUCUAAUGUUCUGCCUUGCUGAACCCGGUGAAGCUUUCCUUCUUCCCACUCCAUACUACCCAGGGUAUGAUAGAGAUCUCAAGUGGCGUACUGGUGUUGAAAUUGUUCCAAUACAUUGCACGAGUUCAAAUGGCUUCAGAAUUACUGCGUGCGCACUGGAGGAUGCGUAUCAACAAGCCCAAAAACUCAAUUUAAAAGUUAAAGGGGUGUUGGUCACGAAUCCUUCGAACCCUUUGGGCACGACAAUGAACCGGGAUGAACUUAACCAUCUUAUUGAUUUUGCUAUCACAAAAAGAAUCCAUGUAAUAAGCGAUGAAAUUUAUUCAGGAACCGUUUUUGACUCUCCCUCCUUUGUAAGCAUCGCAGAAGCUUUGAUGGAGACAAGUACUGAUGACGCUGACAUAUGUAACCGCAUUCACAUUGUCUACAGUUUGUCAAAGGAUCUUGGUUUGCCAGGAUUUCGAGUGGGCAUGAUCUACUCCUACAAUGAAACAGUUGUUGCCGCGGCUACAAAAAUGUCAAGCUUUGGACUUGUUUCUUCUCAGACUCAGUAUUUUCUCUCCAACAUGCUCUCUGACAAGAAAUUCACUAGAAAAUACGUAAAGGAGACUCAAAAGAGAAUCAGAAAAAUGAAGGAAAUGCUUGUUUCCGGCCUUCGUGGCGCAGGUAUUGGGUGCUUGAAGAGCAAUGCCGGUUUGUUUUGCUGGGUGGACAUGAGGCACCUGUUAAGCUCCGACACGUUUGAAGCAGAAAAAGAGCUUUGGAAGAGAAUUCUUUUCGGGUUUGGUUUGAACAUCUCUCCCGGGUCUUCUUGCCAUUGCUCUGAGCCGGGGUGGUUCAGAGUGUGUUUUGCAAACAUAUCCCAAGAAACAUUGCAGGUUGCAUUGCGACGCGUCGAGGCCUUGGUUGAAUCCUUCGGAGAUAAUUUCAACCACCAGCGAACUGUUCGCAACUCAAGAAGAAGCCGGCCGUCACUUUCCAAGUGGGUUCUGCCUUUACCGUACGAUGAUCACGAACAAGCCGACCGUUAGUCUCCUACAAAUGUGAGCCGAAGUCAAAUCUGUCUUCUAAGUUCUGAUCCACGAAGCAUACACUUCUAAAGGCUGUCUAGCCUGUUUGUCAGUUCCCUAUGACCAAUAAAUAAAGGCCAGUUAUGUUGGUGAUUUUAGAGUGUAGGGUUAUUUGGUCCAUCCACCAUGAUGACUUCAUGUUGUGGAUAAGAACUCUAGUACUCAAGGCAUUCCUGGUUGGAGAAGUA
Molecule: messenger RNA, 1631 nt
Organism: Alnus glutinosa
Lineage: Eukaryota; Viridiplantae; Streptophyta; Magnoliopsida; Fagales; Betulaceae
Product: 1-aminocyclopropane-1-carboxylate synthase 3
Exons: 4
Coding region: 1-1404 (467 amino acids)
Biological process (GO): biosynthetic process; amino acid metabolic process
Molecular function (GO): pyridoxal phosphate binding; transaminase activity
Source: RefSeq, a predicted model, not a curated record